AUGAGAAGAAGAAAAGCAGCCCUUUACAAGCAGCAGUCCACACCUUGCCUUGGCACAGAGAUGCCUCGACUCUUCCCAAGAAUGUCAAUGAGCGAAGUGGACGAAAAGGUGCGCCUUCUUGCUGAGAAGGUCUAUGCCUCAGCACUGAAGGAGGAAGACACCAAAGACGCAAUGGCCCUGUUCACUGUACCUGAGGACUGUCCAAUCGGCCUCCGGGAGGACCGGGAGCGUGCCCUACAGAAGGAGCUGGCUGAGCAGAAGUCCAAAGAGACCGUCAAGAAGAAGAAGAACUUCAUGAUGAAGCGUUCCCAGUCACUAUCCUUGCAGAUUCCCACCAGCGACUGGAGCCUGUGGACGCAUUCCCCUGUACUCUCCCCCACCACACCGGAACCGGUCUUUUCUGAGAGCUUCCCUGAUUUUCAGAGGGUGACCAUCAGUGGAGAUUACUGUGCUGGGAUCACUGUUGAGGAUUACGAGCUGGCAGCCAAAAGCCUCCUGAGAGCUCUUUUCAUCAGGGAAAAGUACUCCCGGCUCGCAUACCAUCGCUUUCCCAGGACCAUAGCCCAGUUCCUCCGAAACACUGAGGGGGAAAAGUGGCGAGAGGAGGACGAGGUCUUGCCUGACAUUUGGCCGUCCCCCCGUGAAGAUGAGGACCCAUACUCCAUGCAAGGCAUACCGGACAACCUGGACUACGAGCUGCAGAUGAAGGAUGGGAUUGUUCAUGUUUUUGACAAUGCUGAAGCCUUGAAACAGCAGCAGCCUCGCACGCUCCCGUACCCGGACUUGGAAACUUUCGCCAUAGACCUGAGCCAUGUCCUUGCCAUGAUUGCUGAUGGUCCCACAAAGACCUACUGUCAUAGACGGUUGAACUUCUUGUCCUCCAAAUUUUAUCUACAUGAAAUGCUUAAUGAAAUGGCUGAGCUUAAGGAGCUGAAAAGUGUUCCACAUAGAGACUUCUACAACGUAAGAAAGGUUGACACGCACAUACAUGCCGCCGCCUGCAUGAAUCAAAAGCACCUUCUGAAAUUCAUCAAGACCACAUACCAGACAGAAAAAAGUCGUGAGGUACUGGAGAAAGGCGGGCAGAGGUUUACCCUUGAGCAGGUCUUUAGCAGCCUUCACAUGGACCCAUACGACCUCACUGUGGACUCGCUGGAUGUACACGCAGGUAGACAAACGUUCCAUCGCUUCGACAAAUUCAACUCCAAGUACAACCCGGUGGGAGCCAGCGAACUACGGGAAAUUUACCUCAAGACCGACAACUACAUCGAGGGAGAGUACUUCGCACGACUUAUCAAGGAAGUGGCAAAGGACCUUGAGGAGAGCAAGUACCAGCACGCUGAGCCUCGUCUGUCCAUUUAUGGACGAUCCACCAACGAGUGGAAGGGUCUCGCCACCUGGUUUAUCCAGCACAAAGUCCACUCACCCAACUUGAGAUGGAUGAUCCAGGUCCCUCGGAUCUAUGAUAUUUUUAGGUCAAAGAAGUUGAUACCAAACUUUGCCAAAAUGCUGGAGAAUAUCUUCCUUCCCAUCUUUGAGGCAACAGUCAACCCACAAAAAAACCCAGCACUUCACGUUUUUCUAAAAUACGUAACAGGAUUCGACAGUGUGGAUGACGAGUCCAAACACAGCGACCAUUUAUUCUCCUACAAAAGUCCAAAGCCUGAGUCAUGGACGGCAGAUGAGAACCCGCCGUACACCUACUAUCUGUUCUACAUGUAUGCCAACAUUAUGGUUCUCAACAAUUUGCGCAAGGAGCGCGGGUUGAACACAUUCCAGUUCCGUCCUCACUGCGGCGAGGCCGGCUCCAUCACGCACCUGGUGUCUGCCUUCCUAACAGCAGACAACAUCUCUCAUGGCCUCAACCUGAAGAAGAGUCCAGUUUUGCAGUACCUCUACUACCUGGCCCAGGUCCCCAUCGCCAUGUCGCCACUGAGCAACAACAGCCUUUUCCUGCAGUACUCCAAAAACCCACUGCGGGAGUUUCUUCAGAAGGGCCUAUGUGUGUCGCUGUCCACCGAUGACCCCAUGCAGUUCCACUACACAAAGGAAGCAUUGAUGGAGGAGUAUGCCAUCGCGGCACAGCUUUGGAAACUCAGCACCUGCGACUUGUGCGAAAUCGCCAGAAAUAGCGUGCUGCAGAGUGGCCUGUCGCACCAGGAGAAAAAACACUUUCUGGGUUCCAACUACCUGCAGGAUGGCCCUGAGGGUAAUGACAUUGGACGCACGAAUGUGGCGCAAAUCCGCAUGGCGUACCGACAUGAGACACUAUGCAACGAGCUCAGCUUUUUAGUUGACGCAGUCAAAGCGGACGCAAUGGUUCCAGUGGUGGAGUGA
Nerophis lumbriciformis (worm pipefish) is the source of this 2337-nucleotide messenger RNA. The record is from RefSeq and is a predicted model, not a curated record. Lineage: Eukaryota; Metazoa; Chordata; Actinopteri; Syngnathiformes; Syngnathidae.